Corythoichthys intestinalis (scribbled pipefish) is the source of this 2250-nucleotide messenger RNA. It is a transcript of the gene fbxo3, whose product is annotated as F-box protein 3. Gene Ontology annotation, cellular component: cytoplasm. The coding region runs from base 65 to 1420 and encodes 451 amino acids. The record is from RefSeq and is a predicted model, not a curated record. Gene Ontology annotation, molecular function: protein binding. Lineage: Eukaryota; Metazoa; Chordata; Actinopteri; Syngnathiformes; Syngnathidae. The transcript has 12 exons.
GCCUUGAAAUCGUUGGCACUCACUGAGCAGGAGAAGAAGAAAACAAGCUUGACAAGUGUCAACAAUGGCUACAGAGUUUCUGAUGGAGCUGCUUCCUUCGGACCCGCUGCUGCACAUAUUGUCUUUCCUUGACUUCAGAGAUUUGAUCCACAUCAGUUCCACUAACAGGAGGCUGAAUGAGUUGUCCAAACACAAUCCGCUGUGGAGGUCGCUGUGCUUCAAACACUGGCUGAUCAAAGAUGAGGAGCGGCUGCAGAGUGGGCGGUCCUGGUAUGAGCUCUUCAAGAAGUACUACGCUGACCUGGGCCGUUACAUCCAGCACUAUUCGGUUUUAAAACGAGCAUGGGAACAGCUAACCAAUUUCCUGCGGCAGAGUUGUCCGCGCAUGAUUGCAUCGCUGAAAGAAGGGGCCACAGAGGCAGAGCUGAGCAACAUUGAGGCUCAGAUUGGAUGUCGCCUUCCGGACGACUAUCGUUGCUCAUACCGCAUCCACAAUGGCCAGAUGCUGGUGAUCCCCGGGCUGAUGGGCAGUAUGUCGCUGUCAAAUCACUACCGCUCGGAAGUGCUGCUCGACGUGGAGACGGCGGCAGGAGGUUUCCAGCUGAGAAAAGGGAUGAGACGUUGCCUCCCGCUUACCUUCUGCUUCCACACGGGCCUCAGCCAAUACAUGGCCCUGGAACACACCGAAGGGCGACGCAUGUUUGAGAGCUUCUACCCCUGCCCCGAUCAGACAGCCCAGGAUCCCUCUGCCGUAGACAUGUUCAUCACAGGUUCUUCCUUUUUAGAGUGGUUCACCACCUACGUCAACAACGUGGUUACAGGAGAGUACCCGAUCAUCCGAGACCAGAUAUUCAGGUACGUGCACGAUAAAAGCUGUGUGACGACCACCGGGGACAUCACCGUAUCCGUUUCUACCUCCUUCCUGCCCGAGCUAUCUUCAGUUCACCCGCCACACUUUUUCUUCACUUACCGUAUCAGAAUCGAGAUGUCGAACAGCGCACCACCCGAGGUGGCCUGCCAACUUGACAGCCGCUACUGGAAAAUCACCACUUCUGACGGCAACGUGGAGGAGGUGCAAGGGCCAGGCGUGGUUGGAGAGUUUCCAGUCAUGACGCCAGGAAAAGUCCACGAGUAUGCCAGCUGCACGACCUUCUCUACACCAUCAGAGUACAUGGAAGGACACUACACCUUCCACAGACUUGACAACAAGGAAGUGUUCAAUGUAGCAAUUCCCCGCUUCCAGAUGGUGUGUCCGCCAUUCAGAGAGCCCAUUUUGCGGACGGAGUCCAGCGAUUACACGUCAGGCUUCAACGAUGGCGACGACAGCGAUUGCGGCAACGGCGAUGAAGACGACUACAACAGUCUGAGGGGAAUCAACAUGGCCGCCUUGGAAGGAGCGUGGUGCCACCGGCACAUCUGAUAUUCGCGCUGAUCCGGCGGAGGGUCGGUCAUCGUUUUCGAUGCUGGUGGAUUUGGGGAAAGCCAUAGGGACACUGUUGCCUUGCAGCUUCUCUCGUCUGCACAAUUCGACGGCGCUUGUACAGUUUAUUCAAGAUUUCCAGAGAAAGCGAUUGCGAAGGUACACGGGAGGCUAAGAGUCACUUCUAUUUUGUCCCUUUUGAACUUUUUGGCUGCCAGCAGCCUGAACAAAAUCAGUUAUUUGCUGGUUUAUGCCAGUCUUAUUUUUUGGGGGAGGAAAAUUUUAAUCAGUGCUUUAGUUUGAUCGUAGGCUUUUAUUGCUGAAGGGGUAUUGUAAAGAGGCUAUAGUUUAAUGCCGCAGAACAAAUGUUGCACUCGAUCACUUCCUUUGGUGGCUAAAAAGAGGAUGUUUUCUGCCUUUAGCUACUUUUCUGACCGAGAAGCGUGUUGAGAUCAUUGCUGUUUUCUUGCAGUUUUUGUGGUAAAGUGAUGCAUCACUCUAACGUGAUUGGUGGCUUUGUUUUUUUGUUUGUUUGUGAUGAUGAUUCAAUAAAAUUUCAUCACUAUUUGACCUCAACGCCAACUGCCAUAUUUGAGGCCAUAUUUGAGCAACUGGACAUAAUGGCAAACUACGUUUGAGAGUUAUUUUGCUAUAACCAACAUGAAUGUAUUUGGGAAUAGAAAACAUGUUAGAAGAGAUAAUGAUUGGUUAUCACAUAUGUUGUGUUAUUCAGGGUUUAAAUUCAGGCUGCCUGUGUGGAGUUUUGCCCAAGUUUGGUUUCCAAUUGCCUGAAUAUGUUCUAAUUUGACAAUAAACCCAUUAAUUAAAAA